GUCGCUCCGGAACACGCUGGAGGAAGUUGGUGCAAAAAAUAUUGGGGCUCAACUGCUGAGAAAAAUAUGAUAUUUUAAUAUCACUUAUAUAAUUUUUUACCAGUGCAACGGAGGAGAAAAGACUGAUUAUUAUUGUUGUUGUUCUCUCACUUGUGCGUAAAAGUCUUUUUGAAUUCUGAAUGACCUGGAGAGGAAUCACUGGAAUGACUGAACGCUCUUCUCUUCACGCACCAAACGGACUUAGGACUUCAUCAGAGAUAUUAUUCAUACAUCACGGAGCUUUCCUGCUAAUUGUAUUUUUAACGCGUAAAAUCCUUUAAAUAGAAUCCUCGUUAGAGACGGAUCCGCUCCUGUUGCUGUCUUCUCCAACUGAAACGGGUUUGAUGGAAACAUGACCAAAGCUGCAACCGGACCGGUUCUCCUGCACCGCCUCCUCUUCCACCUGCUCCAUCUGCUGCUGCUUCAUGCCUCCCCGGUGUGUCCGUCCGCCCCGCCCGGACAUCCAGCGCACUACUACGGACAAAUAGCGGAGAACUCCCCGGCCGGGACGCCGGUGGAGGGGGUGCUGCUACCGGUCGGAGCUGGCGGCUGCCCCGGUGCGGACCUUAAUGCCAGCCUGAUGGGGGAUUACGCAUCGGAUUUCAGGCUCAUUCACCACCACGGGGACCGGCACCACCGGGGGCAUCUGGGUUUGGUCUCCGCCAAAGCUCUGGACCGGGAGUUCAUAGCGAUGUACGAGCUGACGGUGGAGCUGCCGCCGCGAUGUCUGAGGAGACCGGCCGCCGUCCAGGUCGAAGUGUCGGACAGGAACGACAACGCCCCCCGGUUCAGCUGCGGGAACCAGACGGUCGAAGCGGACGAGCUGACGCUGCUCGGCACCGAGCUGGGCCGCUUUGACGCGAAGGACGGAGACGCAGAGAUGAACGGACGCGUCACUUUUUUUGCGUCACCGGAGUCUCACCUGCUCCACGUGGUCCCACAGACCGGACAGGUGAGGCUGAUCGGGUCCCUCCUGGGUGUCAGCCGGGUGACUCUGCGCCUUUACGCGCGCGACGGCGGAGACGUGGCGCUGGUUGGUGAGCCGGUGUUCCUGCGCGUCAACGUCCGCAGCUCCAGCAGUGCGCUGCGGCGGCGGAGACCCCGGGCUCUGACCGAGGAGCUGACCUACACCGUGACCGUCCCGGACCACGUCAGAGUCGGGGACCUGGUGUUCACGGUGCCGGACCAGAAGUUCGAGCAGCGGUGGUUCGAAGUGAUAUCCGAGGCGGACUCGCCGGUCCAGAUCGAGCGGGAUUCGGGGCGUCUGUACCUGGCGCGCGGCCUGCCGGAGCCCACUGAGGUUCUGGUGAAGAUCCACAACCCGCGAGGCGAUGAGUGGUACCUGUGCAGGUUGACUCUGAGCAUGCCCAGCCAGGCCGACCUGCAGUGGGCCAUGUUCCCCUCUCCUUACCUCGGCGCCAUGGGUCCCGACGCCACGCCCGGCUCUGUGGUGUACCGGCUCUCGGCACGGCAACGAGACGGGACGCUGGGUCAAGCCCAGUUCCUGCUGCUGGACGGUGGGGAGGAGUGCUUCGAGGUGGACCGUCGCUCCGGCGACAUCAGGACCACGGGACGACCUCUGACCCCCAGCAGGGAGUACCUGCUGCGGGUGCAGGCGACGGACGGGAGCGGCCGCAAAGGCUCGCCGGCCACGGUGGCCGUCCUGGCCGGCUACCGGCCGCCGCAGUUCACCAACGCCACCUACAGCCUGAACGUACCGGAGAACACGGCCGUCGGCCAACCCGUCUCAGUGGUCCAGGCCGUCUCCUUCCAGAAGAAGAGCUUGUCCUACAUGCUGCUGGUGAAUCCUGGGAACCUGUUCAGCAUCAACCAGGAGAGCGGAGCGCUCAGCCUCACCAGGACGGUGGACUACGAGAGCAGACACAACCUCCACAUGCUGCAGGUCCGAGCCUCCGAACCUGACACCGGCCUCAGCAGCGUGGCGGAGGUCGUCGUUCACGUGACGGAUGAAAACGACUGCACGCCAGAGUUCCUCCACUCCAUCUACACCAGAGACAACGUACCUGAGAGCAUCGCACCUGGAAGCUCUCUGCUGCAAGACUUCCUGCGGGAGGACACUCCGGUGGGAACUAGUUUCCUGCGAGCGGCAGCACACGACGACGACCAGGGGAGCAACGCGGCCGUCGCCUACUCCCUGUCCAAUCAGAGGCCGGCUUACCUGCACAUCAACCCCAGUACCGGCUGGAUCUACGUCAACCACCCCAUCUCACAGACGUCCAGGAUCAACCAGCAGAUCGUGGCCUCAGACGGAGGUAACCGCAGCAGCUCGGUGGAGCUCAGCAUCAUCAUCACCAACGUCCACAACCAGCCGCCGCUGUGGGAGGAGCCUGAGUACUGGGUCACCGUGCCAGAGAACACCGCCAGGGACGCCAAGAUAGUGACCAUCAAGGCGACGUCCCCGCUCGGUGAUCCCCGGGUGACCUACAACCUGGAGGAGGGUCAGGUGCCGGAGACCAACAUGCCGGUUCGGUUCUACAUCAAGCCGAACCGGGCGGACAGCUCGGCGUCCAUCCUGGUGGCCGAGAACCUGGACUACGAGACCACGCGCUUCUUCACGCUCAGGGUUCGAGUCCAGAAUGUCGCCGCCGUGCCGCUCGCGUCGUUCACCACCGUCUACGUCAACGUGACAGACGUGAACGACAACGUUCCUUUCUUCCUGUCGUCCACCUACGAGGCCACGGUGCCCGAAGGAGCCGAGAUCGGCACGUCGGUGGCUCAGGUGUCGGCCACAGACCUGGACUCUGGUCUACACGGGAUGGUCCACUAUGUGAUCCUGAAGGACGAGAGCGGGGACUCUCAGUUCUUCAGCAUCGACUCGCGCAGCGGCGUCAUCGUCACUCGAGCUUCCUUCGACCGCGAGCAAAAGGCCUCCUACCUGAUCGAGGUCCAGUCCCAGGACAGCUCCGAGUCGGCCAGACCGGGCCAACAGGGACAACCCAACACCGACAUGGCGUACGUCAGGAUCUUCGUCACCGACAUCAACGACAACGCCCCGGCGUUCGCCCAGCCGGCGUACGAGGUGAGCGUUGAGGAAGACGAGGAGGUCGGCUUCGUCCUCAUCACCGUCACCGCCAACGACGAGGACGAAGGUGCCAACGCCAAGCUGCGCUACCAGAUCACCUCCGGUAACACCAUGGGCGCCUUCGACGUGGAGCCCGAGGUGGGCACCGUCUUCGUGGCCCAGCCGCUGGACUACGAGACGGAGCAGCGCUACGAGCUCCGGCUGGUCGCCUCCGACGGGAAGUGGGAGAACGAGACGCUGGUGGUGGUUCAGGUGGUCAACCGCAACGACGAGGCGCCCGUCUUCAGCCAGACCGAGUACCGCGCCGCCGUGACCGAGGAGCUCACCCAGCUGCCCGUCGUCAUGCUGGAGGUGUCGGCCACAGACCCGGACCAGGAGGCCGACCAGACCGCCCUCCGCUACUCCCUUCACGGCCAGGGCGCCGCUGGCGAGUUCACCAUUGACGAACGCACUGGAAGAAUCUACGCCCAACGGCGCCUGGACCGCGAGGAGCGCCCGGCCUGGAGAUUCCUCGUCCUCGCCACAGACGAGGGCGGGGCGGGACUCACGGGAUUUGCCGACGUGCUGCUGGAGGUCACGGACGUCAACGACAACGCGCCCUUCUUCCCGUGCCCGGCGCUGGAAGUAGACGGAUGCUUCCUCGGCCAGGUGCCUGAAAACUCCCCCGCCGACACCUCCGUCAUGGAGAUGCGCGCCAUGGACCUGGACGACCCCAACGAGGGCAAGAACGCCGCGCUGACCUACAGCAUCAUCAAGAACGUCCGCAACGAGAUCAACCUCAACCUGUUCUCCAUCAACGCCAGCACGGGGACCAUCUACACGGUGCUGCGUUCGCUGGACCGGGAGGUGGAAGAGCGGUAUCUGGUCGUGGUGGAGGCCAGGGAUGGAGGGGGUCUGGCGGGAACAGGGACAGCCACCAUCACGGUUUCGGACGUCAACGAUCACCCACCCGUCUUCACUCAGAGGCUCUACACCACUCAGGUGACAGAGGACCUGGAGGUGAACAGCGAGGUUCUCGUUGUUUCGGCCACGGACGGAGACGAGGGAGAGAACGCCGUGGUGACCUUCAGCAUCGUCGGCGGCAACGAGGACAGGAAGUUCUUCGUGGAGACGGACAAAGUGAACCGCCGCGGCGUGAUAAAGCUCAAGAAAAAGGUCGACUUCGAGAAGCCCCGUGAGAGGACUUUCAAUCUGACGCUGAAGGCCGAGGACGCCGAUUUCUUCAGCCUGGCCCACUGUCUCGUUCAGGUGGAGGACGCCAACGACCACGCGCCCGUGUUUCUACCGCAGUUCUACGAGUCCCCGGCCAUGUCUGAAGACGUACCUGUGGGGACGAUCGUAGCUCAGGUUACGGCGUCGGAUCUGGACUCGGCCCAGAACGGACGCUUUUCUUACAGCAUUUCAAAGGAGUCGGACCCCUACAGUCAGUUUCUGGUGGACCAGUCCGGUUGGGUGGUGGUGGCCGACUCCCUCGACAGGGAGAAAAUCUCGCAGCACCGGAUCAUGGUCCUCGCCACGGACGCCGGGAGCCCGCCCAUGACCGGCACCGCCAUCGUCAUGAUAGCCGUGCUGGACAUUAACGACAACGGGCCGGAGUUCGAGGUCCCCUACAGGCCCGUCGUUUGGGAGAACGCGGCGGCGCCCCAGGCGGUUCGAAUGAACGACACCUCCUUACUCCUCCACGCCACCGACCGGGACACCUCCACCAAUGGCGGGCCGUUCUCCAUCCGGCUCCUCGCGCUCACCUCGGACGCCACCAACUUCAAUCUGACGGACUUUCGGAACGGCAGCGCGGCCGUCACCGCCCUCCGGACCUUCGACCGCGAGCGGCAGAAGGAGUACCGCCUCCUGAUUCUCAUGAUUGACAGCGGCUCUCCUCCGAUGAGCUCCACCGGCACGCUGACGGUCGUCAUCGGGGACAGGAACGACCACCCUCACUCCCCGGGACACACGAACUUCAUCGUCUACAGUUAUGAGGGUGUUCUCCCGACGACGGCGCUCGGACGAGUUCAAUCCCCCGACCUCGACGACUGGAGUGAGAAGGUGUACCGGUUCGAGGGAAAAGCAUCCAGGUUGUUUGGUCUGAACCUGACCUCAGGUGAGCUCAGUGUGAGGGAGGGGGCUCCUCCCGGCUCGUACCGUCUACAGGUGAGCGUGUCGGACCUCACCUGGCCGGACGUCACCUCCACGGCUCAGGUGGAGGUGAGGGACCUGCAGCCGGACGUCCUGAGGAACGCCGCCUCCCUCCGCCUCACCAACAUGACGGUGGAGGAGUUCUUCGCAGGAGGAGGCGAGGAGAGUCUCUUCUCUCGUCUGGGUCGGAUGUUGUCUGAACUCCUUCAGACUUCUCCGCUGAGUGUUCAGAUCUUCUCUGUGAGCGACGCCGGGCGGCGAGGAGCGAAGGAGCUCAACGUUUGGUUUGCUGCUCGCGGUUCAACGUUCUACAAGAAGGAGAAGCUGCUCGGAUACGUGGCAGCAAACAGAGCUCAGCUGGAGGCCAUGUUGGGCGUGUCCAUCUCUCAGGUGGCCGUUGAUGAAUGUCUCUUCAGCGACUGCAGUGAGUCUGGCGGCUGCAGCAGCGAGCUUUCCUUCAGCCAGACUCCCGAGGCUCUCAGCGCCGGCGACACUUCUCUGGUGUCGCUGGCGGCCUCGUCGACGGCUCGAUGUGGCUGCCGGGGCCGAGAGGCCGUCCACCUGCCGUGCUCCGCCUACGCCUCCAACCCGUGCCUCAACGGGGGGGCCUGCCAGGACGGACCGCUGGGAUACAGGUGUGAUUGUCCGUCCAUGUUUGACGGGCCCGAGUGCCAGCAGACCAAACACAGCUUCAGCGGUCAGGGCUACGCCUGGUUCCCUCCCAUCAUGCCUUGCUUCCAGAGCCACGUCUCCCUGGAGUUCCUGGCUGAGUCGGCCAAUGGGCUGCUGUUGUACAACGGGCCGCUCGGCCCCGCCCACUCCGGGGAGCAGGAGGACUUCAUCGCCAUAGAGUUGAGGAACGGGGUUCCGGUUCUGAGCAUAAACCACGGAUCAGGAGCGCUGACCCUGCAGCUGCCGGCGAAAUCCACCGUGACCGACCGGCGCUGGCAUCGCCUCGACAUCGUCAGCGACGGAAAGGCCGUCCAGCUGAUCCUGGACCAGUGUGGGGGGGCGGCGGUGAAUGAGCUGGAGGGUGUCGGGGGGGACGGUGAGGAGACUGACGAGUCCAGCUGUAGAGCUGCAGGAGAGACGCCAGGAAACCAGAGGUACCUGAAUGUCUUCCAGCCUCUUCAGUUGGGAGGAGUGAAGGAAACUUCUCCUCAUCGACGUUACCGCAGCUUCACCGGCUGCAUCCGCAACCUGGUGGUGGACAGUCAGGUGUACGACCUGGCGUCUCCAGGUGAGAGUGUGGACAGCUCUCCUGGCUGCCGGCUGACAGACGGUGUGUGUGUGACGGCGGCCGGCCCGUCCUGCGGCGCUCGAGCCUCCUGCAUCGCCGACUGGGGCUCCUUCAGCUGCCAGUGUCACCCGGGCUUCACCGGACACAAGUGUGACAGCGCCGUCCCAGAGUUCUCCUUCGACUCGGGCAGCGUUGUGCGUCUCCAGCUCAGAGGAGGUGGCAGCUCUCGCCGUACUAACGUGCAGCUCCUCCUCCGAACCCGCGCCUCCUCCGGCUCCCUGUUCUCCGUGACGUCCCGGGACUCCAGCGAGUACAUCGUCCUGGAGAUCGUGGACGGCCUCCUCUCCGUUCGAGCUAACCUGGGUGACGGUGCUCGCUCCCUGCGCCUCCUCGGUCAGCGGGUGGACAUCGGGCAGUGGGUGCUGGUCGGCCUCGGUCGCAACGACAACCUGUUCACGCUAAGGCUGGAGCAGGGGGGGGGGCUGCGGGAGGUCCGGGGCCGACUGGGGAUCCGGAGAGAGAUUGUUGUUCAACAGGCCGGAGUAACGGUGGGAGACAAGGACGUCUUUCAGGGUUGUCUGCGGGACGUUCGUUUUAACUCUCAGGUCCUCCCUCUGGACGGGCGGAGUCAGGACUCGGUGACGGUGCUGGAGAGGCAGGGCGUCACCUCGGGUUGCCACAGCAACGCCUGCAGCAGCCAACCGUGUCGCAGCCCUCUGCGCUGCACCGACCUGUGGAGGAAACACCAGUGCAAGUGCCCCGGCGGUCAGGUGACGGUGACGGAGGACUCCGGUGAGCAGCGCUGCGAGCCGUCGCCCUGUGGAGCUUCUUCCUGCCGCAACGGCGGCGUCUGUCAGCCGCUGUCGCCCGACAGCUACCGGUGCCGCUGCCAGGACGGCUUCAAGGGUCAGCGCUGUGAGCUGGGCCUCAGACGGCAGCGGCUGGUCGCCCUCAGCCCCAGCUCCAUCCUCGCCAUCAGCAUGUGUCUGCUCGUCUUCUUCGCGGUGCUGGUGGCGGUGACGGUGUGGAACCAGAAAGGCAGCCGUAACAAGUUCAGGAAGCGAGGAGUUUACCACAUCCCGGCAGAACACGAGAGCUGGGAGGACAUCCGAGAAAACAUCCUCAACUACAACGAGGAGGGGGGGGGCGAGCAGGACCAGAACGGAUACGACAUCACGGAGCUGAAGCGUCCUCUGUGCUCCAGUCUGUCUCAGUCCUCGUCCUGCACCACCGCCCCGCUCAUCAAAUCCUCCCCCGGCUCCCAAGAGGAGGUUCACCCGUCCGGCUCCUCCUGCAGCUCCGGCGCUCCCUACCUCAGCAUCCCGCAGCACCACCACCACCAACACCUCCAACACCAACUCCACUACCAGCACGGCGGUGCCAACGGCUACCCCAGCACCGCCACCUACGCCGCUCACGCGUGCCGGGACACGGAGGCGAGCGACGUCCCCACGUCGGUGUCGCGCUCCCGCGUGGACUUUAAAAGCUACGUGGCGCGAAUCAUCUGGGAGGCGGACAACGACGGUGAGGCGCUGCCACCGGACGCCUACCACGUGUGGUGCGUGGAGGGCUCGGGGUCGACGGCGGGAAGCCUCAGCUCGCUGGGGUCGGCCGCAUCACGCAGAAACAUUCUCGCUGCCCCCGCCGUUGCCGAGGAAGAGCAGGAGGAGGACGAAGGAGGGUUUGUUUACGACAGGCUGUCGCGGUGGGGGCCAAAGUUCCAGGCGCUGAGUGAGAUGUACGAUCGGCCCCAGCUGUCCCUCACGUACAGGGACACCGUGGCGUACGUACAGAGGAGCCACAGCCACGAACACCUGCCUCACCACCACCACUAGGGGACGCCACACAACCCAAACACAGCUAGCUCACUGCUAACACACAGCUAACACACAGCUAGCUCACAGCUAACACGGACCAGGAGGGACUUGGGGCUGCGUUCACAUCUGAAACAAACCAAAAUACAUUGUUAAAACAUUUUAUUUUUAUAUUGCAAAUGUCCGUUAAAUUGAAUAAUGAUAUUGAUGCCCAAUUAAAAUGAACGGUGCUCUUUUGUUAUGCACAAUUUAAACUUGGAAUUUAAUAAUAAAAAUCAUUAAUUUUAUAUUGUCAAGGCCAGAUUUACAAACGAGGGCUCCUUGGAGCAAACAUGUGAUUCAAUGUUAUUCAAAUAUUUUGUUUAAACACAUACGUUACUCAUGAAAAUGCACCAUUUUGACAUCAACAAAACAGAAAGGAAACACAGAAAAUAUUCUGCUUCUCCUCAACACGUAACUUCAUAAUAAACCCUGAAUUAUGUUCUGGAUAUGUUCACUUAUUAUUGACCUCACACAGUUUGAGGCUUUAGGAGAAGGUCUACAGAUAUUUUCUGUUCUUUUUGGUUCAUUAAACCUCAGAUUAAAGUUCAUGUCAGGGAGUUAAAGGAAGCGAGAGGCACCAGAGAAGUAAUGAAGGGGAAACAAUACACAAAAAAGAAGUAAAUGUUUGGUGACGUUUGUUUCUUGUUCAGAAGAUAUUUUUAAAUAAAUGGAUUAUAAAUGCAAACAUUUUAGAAAUAUUGAGAAAGAAUUAGAUUAAUCUGAAAGAAAAGUUUUCUUAAGGUGCAAUAAUAUGAAAGAGAGUCACAAAGAUGUCCCGCCCACUCAGCCCUGAGGACCAAUCAGCUUGCAUGGGUGCACAGCAAUUGGCUGACACUCAAAAUCCUCAGUCCUGAUUGGGUGCUGGCUCCUCAUUAAAGGCGGGACCAACUAUUCAACCUGUAAUCAGCCAUGAGGAGCAGACAGGAAACUGUGUAGAACAAACGUCUUUAAGUUUAGUUUGAGUUCAGACACAAACAAACUGGUUCAAAGUAAAGAGUUUCUCAUUUCUGGUGUAUUUGUUUACCCAGAAUGCAUUUCACACAUUUUGGAUUUGAACCAGUUUGCUGCAGAGAGACUGUCUUUUUUAAAGAUAUUUAUUAUCACGUAGGACAAAGAAAGAAACGGAUCCAGAAGUAUUUAUGAUUGAAAAAUUACUAAUAAACUAAAUAUUUUUGCAACACAAUGACAAAUCCUUUCAGCUCUUAUUUUUUGUUUGUUAAAAAUCCAGCCCACAAAGACACAGAUCGUCCCCCUGUUUGUGUUUUGACAAGUUGUCAAAUCCCCCAAAAACCUCCAAACAUCGAUCGUCCGCUGUUGGUGAAUCCGACGUGAACGCAGCCGCUCCGUUUCCUCCGUGACGCGUUCAAGGGCUGCAGGUUCAUCCUGUGAUCUGGAUGUUUCUUCAUGUAAGAAGAAACAAAACAAGCUGCAGGACAAAAGAAGUUCAGAGUUCAGUGGCUUCAUGUACCAGCUUCACACAGGAACACGUCGUCUUUAUUUCAUUUGUCGGCAGUUUUUGUGGGUCGCUGACUUUUGUUCCUGAAUACGUGGACUUUCAGAGUAAAAGUUGACUGUUUUUGGAGGAAUAUUACCACCGAACUGUGUCUGGAAUGUUGUGGGUGACUGAGAGAAUAAUUCUGGUUCAUUUGUUAACAACAUCAAGGCCUUGAUGUGAAUCUUACAAAAAGAACUUCUUCUUUAAGGGCAUUUUCAUCUGUUUUUUUUUUACCUGCACCCCCACAGUUUGAACUUUGACAAAUAAAAUUCUCCCAAGGACGAACUUCUCUUAAGAAACACAGAUGAACCUCCAACGAACACAAUAACCAGCUUUUACGGUCCUCUUUUCUACCUUCCUGUUGCACUAGUGGACUGUUUCGCCAGUAAAAAAAAAAAUGUUUGAGAAAUAAAAGCUGCUUGUGAGCUCACCGGGUGAAACACCUGGUGGUGUGUCCGACAUGUAGAAUAAGAUAGUAUGGAUUUCAGGUGAGAGAAUAUUUUUAUACUGCCUUGUAGAAACCUUGUGGGUCGUGUUAGCGUGCUGGGUGGCGUGUUUUAGUUUUUGUUAUUCGGACGUUAAAGUUGAGACGAGUUCAUUGAGCCAGAACAGACCAGAGAGAAUAAAUACAAACCACUUGUUUCAGCUGAAAACCAAUGUGGUAUUUAGAAGUCAAAGUAUUUCAAUUCUACAUAUUGUGGUUUAAACUUGCACAGCGACUUCCUUCCAUUGGUUGAAACACGACCUUCCAGUGGACCACCACGGGACGGUGAGAGGCAAAUAAUGUAUUUAAUGCAGUUUAAAUUGUACCAUUAAUUACACAUAUGAUGUUUGUCGAUUUAAAAGAUAACUUUGCUCGUUAAGAAAGUUGCAAUUUUUCGUAAAGCGGUUGAAGUAUAAGACUGAAAAUACGUAAUUAGAGAGACGACACACCCAAAAGUGACCUUUCUCUCUGAAACUACGAUGUCUGUGUGUUUAGUAUGUUCUCACUACAAUAACGAGGUCUCACUCGCUCUUUAUCUUCCUGAUAAAAAGAGUCACUAAGAUAAAACACAUCAGCUAAGAUAACGUUACCUUUGGAACAUAGCUGAGUUAGCUAGCUAGCUAGAUAACAUUACCUUUGGAACAUAGCUGAGUUAGCUAGCUAGAUAACAUUACCUUUGGAACAUAGCUGAGUUAGCUAGCUAGCUAGAUAACGUUACCUUUGGAACAUAGCUGAGUUAGCUAGCUAGCUAGAUAACGUUACCUUUGGAAUAUAGCUGAGUUAGCUAGCUAGCUAGAUAACGCUACCUUUGGAACAUAGCUGAGUUAGCUAGCUAGCUAGAUAAUGUUACCUCUGGAAGAUAGCUGAGUUAGCUAGCUAGAUAACGUUACCUUUGGAACAUAGCUGAGUUAGCUAGCUAGCUAGAUAACAUUACCUUUGGAACAUAGCUGAGUUAGCUAGCUAGCUAGAUAACGCUACCUUUGGAACAUAGCUGAGUUAGCUAGCUAGAUAACGUUACCAUUGGAACAUUGCUGAGUUAGUUAGUUGUAUAAUUCACGACACAAUUCAAACGGGUUCCAAAAAUGAUGUUUCUCGAUAUUUAUUAUUGUACAUAUAUUUUCCAAAAUAAAGUCCUGUGGUGGUCCAACGGAAGGGGGUGGGACUUCGGCACUCUAUUAGUGAAGAGUAGCCAUUAGCCUUUCAAUUAGCAUACACAUAGCUAGUGCUAGUGCUAAAGGCUAGCAUGCACAUAUUCCAGCCUUUCAUGUAAACUCAAAUUCAUAAAUGUUUAUAUGAGUUUAUACUGUAUUUUGUCAAAAUAGCACUCUUUACAGUACUCUCACCUAACCAUAACAACAGUCAGCAUGCUAGCAAUUAGCAUUAGGGAUUAGCACUAGCAAUUAGCUUCAGCUAAAUUAAACACAGUAACGUCCCGCUAAAUGAUAAAAGUUGAUGUUUUUUUCACUAUAGGUACUUCAACAAAAAAACUCUCUUGUCAAUAAAGUUAUUUAAUCACAAAACUGUUGAGGAAGCACAAAACAAACUCAAGUUUUAAUUGUCUGCAGGUCCAGAUUUGAGAACGUACACGAUCCGAUGACUGCAGGACAAUGUUUUCAACACAAACUCCUGAUUUUAUUAAAGAUGAAUUCACAUUAUUGCAGAAUAUUUGGGCUCUUUAUGACCUGUUUUGAUCGUUUUGAUUAACAGGCCAAAUUAUUUGCAAAGUAUAUAUUAAAAGUAAAGUUAUCAAAUAAGUGAGUAAAAAGUACAAUACUUCCCUCUGAGAUGUAUAAAGUAGCAGUACAAGUACCUCAAAGUAGGUAAAUAUACCAAGUUACCCUUAAAAUCAGUGAUUCUGUGUUGCUCUCAGCUUGCAGAUUGAUUUCCACUUGAAUUCAGUCUUCUUUUCAUUAAAUGCAGUUCUUUGCUUUGCUGUAAACCUUUAUUUUGCCGGUUUGUUAGAACGUCUAGCUGAAGGUAACAUUAAGGACCAAAAAAGAUGCGUUUUUAACAUGUUUUCCUUCCACCGCUUUCCAAACAACCAAAUUACAGAAAGACGAUGUGACCUUUGUGUUUCCCAGCCUACCUCGCAGCUCCGCAUGUUGUCAUUACACCGCCUGAUGAAUGUAGUUUUAUUCGUACGUGUAGAGAGGUCUAAGGGGUCUAAGGGGUCUAAGGCUGGCCGAGAGUACAAUCAGAGAGUUUAGUAUAAACUCUGUUAUUUGAUAAAAGUGAGUCUUUACUUGAGCAGAGCGUCACUCAAUCCUCGGACGACAAAAUGCCAACACAGGCUAAGAAAUCCAGAUGUUUUAAUGUUUUUUUUUUUUUAUUUCUCUUCAGGUCAGUCAGUCGUACAGUUUUCUCUUCUGGUACCUGGAUUUCAAAAUAAAAGCCCUGAAAAGAAUUGUACUCAAAGCUAUGCAUCCAAAUGGAAUAACACAGGUGUCUUUUUCUAAACUCAUGUGAAGCUUUUGACGUGUGACACAUCAGGUGUUUGUUUAAAUCCAGAGCUUUUAAAGCAGUUCAGUGUGUGUGUGUGCGUGUUUGACAGAGUGAGUAAAGUGUCAUUCAGCACUGUUGAUCUGUGUGAUACGAUGUACAUAUGGACGUUUUAUAGCAUCCUAACAUGGAAUAUUCCUUUUGUAUAUGACUUUUAAUAAAAACUGCUUUU
Anarrhichthys ocellatus (wolf-eel) is the source of this 12961-nucleotide messenger RNA. RefSeq names its product neural-cadherin. The transcript has 29 exons. The record is from RefSeq and is a predicted model, not a curated record. Gene Ontology annotation, molecular function: cadherin binding; beta-catenin binding; calcium ion binding. Gene Ontology annotation, cellular component: catenin complex; plasma membrane. Bases 392 to 8290 code for a protein of 2632 amino acids. Gene Ontology annotation, biological process: homophilic cell-cell adhesion; cell migration; multicellular organism development. Lineage: Eukaryota; Metazoa; Chordata; Actinopteri; Perciformes; Anarhichadidae.